Molecule: messenger RNA, 921 nt
Organism: Folsomia candida
Lineage: Eukaryota; Metazoa; Arthropoda; Collembola; Entomobryomorpha; Isotomidae
Exons: 2
Coding region: 133-810 (225 amino acids)
Source: RefSeq, a predicted model, not a curated record
UUCUGGAUGCCAGUUUACUUUGUACAGUGCUUUGGUGAACAGUGUCCAUAUUUUAACUCAAGUUCGCUAAAAACCUUUAGAAAUAUUUUAAAACUUGGAGUUUAUUCCUAUUAAAAAAAAUAAAUUUCCGAAAUGUGGAUGCAUAAUAUUCAAAUAGUGUUUGGAGUUGUCCUUAUUGUUAAUUUUGUUGGUGCAUUUCCCAUGAAAAGAGAAAUAGAUAUUGAGAACACGCGUACGAAAUAUUCAGAUGAUCAAUUAUACUUUCCGGAUACAGAAGAUUCAGAAUCAGAGAUUUUUCGAAUUCAGCGUGCCAUCAAAUCUCGUGGUAACAAAAAGCAAAAGAUUGCAGUUAUGACACCGGCACCAAUGAUCAUUUUUGACGAAGAUAACAUUGAACCACUGGCUCCCGAGCCGGUUUUUAAAAUUCGGAUUGAGCGACCUCCAUCAUCAACGCCGGUAUUUUCUGUACCACGAUGGCCACCCAUGAUUUCAGACGCCGAAUCUGAAACGCUUUCUGAUAAUAGUGUAGCCACUUCAAAACCCACGAAAUCGCCUUUAACUGAAAAACAAUUACCAUCCGAAUCUGAAAUUAUGACCUCUACGCCAAACUCUGCUAAAAAUCAGGAUAUUCGAAUUUCAAGCAGCACAACAUCUCCUGAAAUCAUGCCGGAUAAUGUGGAGAAUGUGAAACAAAGCGAUGAAAUUUUCAUCGACGGAUCUUUAUAUGUUCCGUUCAAAGCUCAGAAUCUGGAAAACCGUAAGCGACGACUAGACACGACUCCGACAUCUUCUGAUUUUAAAUUCGAAUAAACCAAAAUUAUGAAGUUAUUUCAUGUGCACGUAAUAUAUGUAUUUAUGGUUAAUGAUAAUUUAAUAAAUAUUGGACGGACUAUGAGUGGUAAACCAUCCCAAAUAUCUCAA